UUUUAUCUUCAGUUGCUUUCUUUGGCUGGAAAAAUUUAACCUCUAACCAUAAACACUUAUAAUCUGCCAGCAAUCAGAAACUAAAUCAACUUCUUUCAUAUAUAAAUUGCGAAUGAAAUUCAAAAUAAUCAUAAUCAAAAACAAAAGAAACAUACAUAAAACAAAAUGGCAAGAUCUAUAUGUUUGUGUAUCUUCUUAUUAUUCAUUACUUGGAUUCCAAUUCUAUCCACAAGCUUUCCGCUCUCCACAAAAACUCGAUGGAUCGUGGACGAGAAAGGCCAAAGGGUAAAGCUAGCCUGUGUGAACUGGCCAGCUCAUCUCCAGCCCGCUGUGGCUGAAGGGCUAAGCAAACAACCAUUAGACUCCAUCUCCAAGAAAAUUGUUUCAAUGGGAUUUAACUGUGUUAGACUCACUUGGCCUCUUGAUUUGAUGACUAAUGACACAUUGGCUCGUAAAAUCACGGUCAAGCAGUCUUUUGAAAGCUUGAACUUGUUUGAUGAUGCUCUUGGGAUUCAAAUUCACAAUCCCAAAAUCCUUAAUCUUCCCAUAUUCAAUGCAUUCCAGGAAGUGGUAUCGAACCUUGGACAAAACGGAUUGAUGGUGAUACUAGACAACCACUUGACAUAUCCAGGCUGGUGUUGCAGCGACAACGACCUCGACGCUUUCUUCGGCUACCCUAACUUUGAUCCCGUCAUUUGGGCCAAGGGCUUGGGCAAAAUGGCUACUCUUUUCCGCAAUGUCACUAAUGUCAUUGGCAUGAGCCUUAGGAACGAGCCACGUGGUACUAGAGAUUACCCUGACCUAUGGUUUAGGUUCAUGCCAAAAGGAGCAGAAGCAGUGCACGCCGCAAACCCUGAAGUACUAGUUAUCCUCUCCGGCAUAGACUUCGACACAAACCUCUCUUUCCUCCGUGACCGCUUCUUCAACGUCAGCUUCACCGAUAAACUCGUCUUCGAGCAGCAUUGGUACAGCUUCUCCCACGAGGGAGGCGCGUGGGUAAAACACAACUCCAACGAUAUUUGCGCCAAAAUCAUCGGGGAAGUCAAUCAUAAUGGAGGAUUCUUGCUCGACAGAGGCUUUCCUUUGAUUUUGAGUGAGUUUGGGACCGACGAGAGAGGCGUUGACGUCAGCGGAAACCGGUAUAUGAAUUGUUUGGUGGCUUGGGCCGCUGAGAAGGAUUUGGAUUGGGCGGUUUGGGCAUUAACCGGAGAUUAUUAUUUGAGAACCGGUACAAAACAUAUGGUUGAGACUUAUGGUGUUUUGGAUGCUACUUGGAAAAACGUCAGAAACUCUACUUACUUGCAGAAACUCUCCGGAAUUCAACAUCCAUUUAGAGGACCCGGUUUACAAGAGAAAAAACUUAUUUUGCACCCACAUACUGGCCUAUGUGUCACCAAUAACCACUCAGGCAAUGUACCCACACUUCGACUUGAACUAUGCACUAAAUCCGAGCCAUCGACCUUUAAUCCCAAGGAAGGCAUUCUCUGGAUCAAUAAAAUGUGCGUUGAAACUCCAGAUGUUGCUGGACAAAAGGUGAAGCUUGGAGUUGGCACUAAGUGCUCUAAGUUGGGACAAAUCUCAGCUACUAAGAUGCAUUUGUCGUUUAAGACAAGUAAUGGCUUGUUACUAUGUCUUGAUGUGGAUGAACGUGACAACAGCAUUGUCGCUAACCCUUGCAAGUGUUUGACUAAGGAUGCUUCGUGUGAUCCAGCGAGCCAGUGGUUCAAAGUUCUUUAAAUUCUAUAUAUUUUAUUCUGAUAAAAUGUAUUUGUAAUAAUUUUACGGUCAAACAUGUUAAUCAUUAAAAUUUAAUAAAAAAAUUCGCGAUUGGACAGAAAUCAUAAGGAAACCAAAGAAAUCAAGUUA
This is a messenger RNA of Brassica napus (rape), 1866 nucleotides long. Its product is annotated as glycosyl hydrolase 5 family protein-like. Bases 166 to 1737 code for a protein of 523 amino acids. The record is from RefSeq and is a predicted model, not a curated record. Gene Ontology annotation, molecular function: hydrolase activity, hydrolyzing O-glycosyl compounds. The transcript is spliced from 4 exons. NCBI's taxonomy places the organism in Eukaryota, Viridiplantae, Streptophyta, Magnoliopsida, Brassicales, Brassicaceae.